GGCAGUCGGUACUCCCGCAAAAGAAUUAAAAGUAGCUUCCCUUAUGUACGCAUAUGUAUCAACGAUGUAAAACUUCGUAUCUGCUUUUUCGAAGAGAUCUUAUGUAAGAUACCAGACAAGAUGUCGGGGAACAACAAACGGGUGACGUUUGCGCCUACAGUUAUUUUGGCCUACACAGACAUCACUGCAGCAGCAAGUAGAGCUGUCUUUGGUUUGGAAGAAAAAGAUGUUGUUUAUGAAACAAUUGAUCUGCCUACACUAGAAGGUGCACCACCAGCUUGCAUUCAUGGGGCAGAGGCCAAACCUGAAAAUGCUCCAAUGGAUCCCAUACAAAUCAUCAACUGCAAAUUUGAUCAGAGCAAAAUGCCAAAGUUCACCUUUAUCAUCAUCAACACCUACAUGGUUGAUGAGAAGAGCCAUUUUGUUGCCAGACGGAUUGUGGAGCUGUGUGCAGACAGUGGUGUGCUUAACCUCGUGGUGCUGAGCAGUCAGAGACUUGACAUCAAAGGGCCAGUUCACAGGUUGUAUGAAAAUGUCUUCUGUGGAAUGACCCCAGUAACACAGAGACCUGCUUUACCAGGUGACAUCUUGAUCUCAGAUGCUUUUCUCAACAAUCUUAUUCAAAUUUGCAGCGUGGAAUGGCAGCCAUUUACCUGUCUGACAGCACCAGCUCACAGAAUAGGUCCUGGACAAGCCAACAAUGAAGAUGGAUCUCUUCAGCUGGUACAGCUCUUUCAGAGCACCAUUGCAGACUUCAGUGGCCUGCAAUUUUCUGACAAACUGAGCAGUUCUUUGAUGUACAAAGGUCCUCUUGAGGAUGUCGUUCCAGCAUCAUUGAUGUAUGCCUAAAUCUGAAUUGCACUAUAAUGAGGUUUCUCAGAUAAGUGCAGUAACAUGUAGCCAGUAAUAAGACAAAGCAAUCCAACGUCUUGUUUGGCAGGUAACUCACUAGUAUUGACAUUUACCUGUCCAAAACGUUUAGGAGUGGCCUUCAGCUGUUUUGUCUUAAUCUCCUUGUAUAUACUGUUAUUGAUGGUUGCCUUUCUGCACCAUAUAGACUUGUACUGGCUGUCCUGUAGUGUGUGGAACACAGCAGCUUAAUCCCAGUUUUUGUUGAAGAUAUAUUACUUUAUCAUUUUUUUUUAUUUAUUUAUUUUUUUUUUUGCAUUGUUGUUUACGAAGGUUUGAGAUUCAAAACAACCUGGUUUAUGGUGAAUCAGACUUUUGCAAAGCAAUCACUGUCUUGGAACAAAGCCUUCAGCUUUGUUGACAGGAAGGAUGAAUUAUUUAGUGCUGUAUAAGAUGCAUUUUGUCUUGAUACAGGAGCAGUAUCAAGUGAUGAAAACAAUGAAAUAAAUAUUGAUUUACAUACAAAUAUUAUUUGAAGCUGCAUGACUUAAGUGGAGUAGGGAGCAGAGUGGAGUUUGCUUGUUUUACUUUUGGAAACAUUGUGUACCUAAAUCUAAACAUUGUUUGAGUGCUUUGCUGGUUUUUAUUUCUUACGCCAAGUACAAGAGCUUACUGAUGAUACAUAUUCUUGAAAUACUAACAUGUAAACUAGACAUUUUAGAAGUAUCAAAAGCGUAAAUACAUUUUGCACACAAUACAGAUACAAUUGCAUUUAUGCUCACCAAAAGUUUUACACAAGCAUCUUUUUUAAUGUAUAAAUUAUUUCUAUGUCAAUUCUGUGACAAAUAUGACUGAAAACUUGUAAUAAUCUGGUGCUCUAUGAAACUAAAAUUAUGUUUAAAUAAGUUUUAGAAAAGGGGAAAAAUUAUUAUACACAUGUAUAAAUAUUCUCUGUCUUGCAUUUUCACCUCAGCAAAGUAUUUUUAGCUGUAAUGUAAACAUCUCCAGAUUACAAAAAUAAACACAUUUUAACUCACAAAA
Messenger RNA from Pomacea canaliculata, 1890 nucleotides. RefSeq lists its product as uncharacterized. The record is from RefSeq and is a predicted model, not a curated record. The transcript is spliced from 9 exons. Bases 121 to 849 code for a protein of 242 amino acids. NCBI's taxonomy places the organism in Eukaryota, Metazoa, Mollusca, Gastropoda, Architaenioglossa, Ampullariidae.